Molecule: messenger RNA, 1767 nt
Organism: Eremothecium sinecaudum
Lineage: Eukaryota; Fungi; Ascomycota; Saccharomycetes; Saccharomycetales; Saccharomycetaceae
Gene: FMP25
Product: Fmp25p
Exons: 1
Coding region: 1-1767 (588 amino acids)
Biological process (GO): mitochondrial respiratory chain complex III assembly
Cellular component (GO): mitochondrial inner membrane
Source: RefSeq, a predicted model, not a curated record
AUGUACCCUGUUAGGUCGCUGGUCUCCUUGCGAUCCCAGAGGAUGCUCGUUAGGACUUAUGCGCCUCUUUUACGGCAGCAGCAGAUCGAUGAGGCUGAAAUAAUGGCGAAAGACCUCACCAAUAAAUCUUACGCUUCUAAGCGUAACAAGCUAGAUUAUUCGUGGCAAGAGAAGUCCCAGAAACAAAUCGAAGAUGAAUAUAACGACAGAAUGGAAAAAAUGGCGAAAUUAUCUGCAAUGUUCCAAGGCCUCUUCGUAGUUUUUGGAGUUGCUGCUGCUGCUACCUUAUAUUAUAAGUGGCCUUCCAUCAAGGGUUGGUGGAUGAUGAGGGAUAUGAGGGUUGAAGACAAUGUCAUUGAGAAAUUGACGGCGUCUAAGAAAAAGAAGUCGCUGAAGGAAAUUCCAAUAGUUGCUGCAUCGGAACCAGCUGGUGAUGUUCCUGGCGUUUAUUACUGGGGGAAAAGACUUGGAGAAGAUAACUCAGCAAGCAGAUUUCCUCUGCGAGUGCCGUGGUUUGAUAACAAGUACUUGUUGGACAUUGCAUUGGCACCCAAGGGAAUGAAUUUGGCCAUUGAUGAAAACGGCGAUCUAUUCUCAUGGGAUACCAGGUCUUGUAAACGGCUUCUAUCCGGACAAAAUCUGGUUAAAGUAGCGAUUUCUAAUAACGUGGGAUAUGCAUUAAACAAGCGGGGUGAACUUUUGGUAAUUCCGCAUAAUAAUGCUAAGCUCGUAGAAGAUCAUACUUCAUCUCGUCGAUCCUGGCUUUUACCCUACAAGCUUCGAUACUACUACGACUGGAAAAUAGACACUACAGAUGCAUUUGCUUCUGCUAAAGGCUCCAAGAUCGUGCAGUUUUCUGUGGGGAAAGAGCACUUGGUGUUUAUUACCAAUAAUGGCAGGGCUUACUCAUGUGCAACGGGGGUCGGCCAGACUGCAAAUUCCAGGUCUAAAGGUCAGUUUGGAAUACCAACAUUCUCUCAGUUUGACAGAUUUCCCGACCGGAACAAGGCUUAUGAGAUAGAGCUCCUAAAUAACACGGUUACUGCAGAAGGAAACGUCAAACAGAGGAUAAUCAAACAAGUGUCGUGCGGCAAUUAUCACACUCUGGCGGUCACAGCUACUGGAGAACUUUAUGGGUUUGGAUCCAAUACAUACGGUCAGUUAGGCUUGCCAAUCUCAUAUGAUAUGGAAUACGUUUCCUUCCCUAGAAGAGUGGUAAAUUUUAGAGCCUACUUACCUACUGACCAUGUUAGCUGUAUCGAAGCACAAUGUGGUGGAGAUACCUCGAUUAUAGCAAUGCUCUCGCAUACAAUGCAAGAUUUUCAGGCUAAUAAACUUGGUGACAAUCCUGCUACGAUCCAGAAGAAACCAAUCUAUUUCGCGUUUGGUAACGGAAUUCACGGCCAACAUGGAAACGGCCAUUAUGCACACUCACGAAACGAAGCAACUAUUGUAAAGCUCGAGAAAGCCUUAGAAAACCAAGCUGAUAAAGAAGUUAAUGUCGAUACCUUGCAUUGCGGCGGAAAACACGUCAUGUGCAAGCUAACUAACGGAAACGUCCUCACUUGGGGUGGUAACGAUAGCGGUCAGCUUGGCAACUGGAAAAAAAUCCAAUCAGCCCAACCAAUUCCUAUUCCUGCCCUAAUUGAACCCGGUGUCGACUACUCUAAGGAACCAUCACUCGCCCUCACCAGCUCGCUACAGUUGAGCGAACAUCAAAGGCUCGCACUGGGGGAAUCAUCCUCUUGUAUUUAUUGGAAAAGAUAG